Molecule: messenger RNA, 1449 nt
Organism: Anisakis simplex (herring worm)
Lineage: Eukaryota; Metazoa; Nematoda; Chromadorea; Rhabditida; Anisakidae
Source: the annotation of a GenBank genome assembly
AUGCUUACCUCUACACUGGUACUGAUUGUUGUGCUCAUCAUAACAUUGUGUUUAUUCGGUACGUUCGCAUCUCCACCUGAAUUGAGACUUCGUAAUGAUCUACUUCGUGACUACAACGCUCUCGAAAGACCCGUUGAGAACAGCGGUGAUGCUGUGGUGGUGAAAUUGGGUGUUUCGUUUCAGCAGAUCAUUGAUCUGAAUGAAAAGGAAGAGAAACUUGAAGUGAAUGCUUGGUUGAAAUAUCAAUGGACCGAUGUAAAAUUGCGAUGGGAUCCUCGUGAAUAUGAAAAUGUUACUGAUUUGAGGCACCCGGCUGGGUCGGUUUGGCAGCCAGAUAUCCUACUCUAUAACAGUGUUGAUUCGACUUUCGAUAGCACAUUCAAGUCGAAUGUUCUCGGCUAUAAUGAUGGAACGAUAUCAUGGAUUCCUCCGGGCAUCUUCAAGGCUUCAUGCAAGAUCGAUAUUUACUGGUUUCCGUUCGAUGAACAAAUUUGCUACUUCAAGUUCGGAUCAUGGACACACAAUGGGCGAGAAGUCGAUCUACAACCAGGUGACUUUGAUAUGUCGGAUUUCAUUGAAAAUGGCGAAUGGGUUAUUCUCAAGACAUGGGACGUUCGUAAUGAAAGAUUCUACGAGUGCUGCCCAGAACCGUAUCCCGAUAUCAAAUUCUUCAUUCAAUACUAUGCAUUCAACUUGAUCAUGCCAUGUAUGUUGAUCAUGCUUCUCAUUGCGCUUGGCUUCACGCUAAGUCCGUACACGUGUGAGAAGGUUGGAUUGCAGAUUUCAGUAUCGCUUGCGAUUUGCAUCUUCUCAACGAUCAUGAACGAGAUGACACCGUCAACGUCUGAAGCCGUUCCGCUUCUCGGUAUAUUCUUUCAAAGCUGUACGGUGGUAUCGACUGCAGCAACCGGGUUCACGGUUUACGUUCAAGCAAUUCAUUUUCGCAAUCCUGACACAAACCAUCGAAUGGGCUUUUGGAUGCGUUUCAUUCUACUCGAAUGGGUGCCAUUCCUUCUGAUGAUGAAACAGCCGAAGCGUGAGAACAACCUCAAAACAAUUCAGCAGAGUUGGAAAGAGCGUAAGAAUGUAGCCGAUGAUGUAAAUACAGCAUUUUCAUAUAUGGACGGUAAUACUCGCGUUGUACAGAUUUUGGGUGAAGCGUUACGUGAUAAUUUCCAGUCGGUGAUGUUCCAAUUGAAAGUUUGCAAAACAACAAAGAAAGAUCAUAUAUUACAGCAGCGAUUGAAACUUCUCAAUCGAAUCUACGACCAUGUCAAGUGUCAAUUCCAAAAAUUGGUNAGUGACGACGAUCUCGAAGAGAGACAUGUCGAAUAUGAAUGGCACUUCGCAGCGAUGGUUGUGGAUCGACUGGGAUUGAUCUUGUUCAGUUUCAUUAUUGUGAUCACUUCAUCGGCGAUUCUAUUACGAGCACCAUAUCUCUUCGCUUGA